UAGCUAACCUAGGAGGCGAGACAGAUUGGGAGGGUCUCGUGGCCCGGCCUCCUUUGUGCCCAUCUGCCCGGCGAGUGGCUAACCGGGGCCCGGAGGCGGAGAGAAGGCCGAGUCUAAGCCCGCCUGCAGCACGUAAGAGUCCGGAGGUCUCAUAGCCCCGCCCCAACCGCUCGACUUCUGGUGUCUCUGGGGCAAGUCGUCUGGACUCUGGGAGGUUGAAGAUGGCGUCGGCUGCGACCGCAUCUGCGCCUGCGCGGGUUGCGGAAAGCAGUACAGUUUGCACGCUGGAGUUCGCCGUGCAGAUGAGUUGCCAGAGCUGCGUGGACGCGGUGCAGAAGUCUCUGCGUGGCGUGGCAGGUGUCCAGGGAGUGGAGGUGCAUCUGGAGAAUCAGAGCGUCCUGGUGACAACCACCUUACCCAGCCAGGAAGUGCAGAAUCUCCUGGAGAGCACAGGGCGCCAAGCAGUGCUCAAGGGCAUGGGCAGCCACAUGCUUCAGAACCUGGGUGCUGCAGUGGCCAUGAUGGGGCAGCCAGGGGCCGUGCAAGGAGUUGUGCGUUUCCUACAAGUGUCCCCCAAAAGCUGCCUCAUUGAGGGGACAAUCGAUGGCCUAGAGCCUGGGCCCCAUGGCCUCCACGUCCAUCAGUUUGGGGACUUGACUCAAAAUUGUGCCAGCUGUGGAGACCACUUUAACCCUGAUGGAAUGCCACAUGGCGGCCCCAAGGACACCCAACGGCACCAGGGAGAUCUGGGGAACGUCUGUGCCGAUGCUGAUGGGAGAGCAACCUUCAGAAUAGAGGAUGAGCAGCUCAAGGUAUGGGACAUCAUUGGCCGAAGUCUGGUCGUUGAUGCAGGUGAAGAUGACCUUGGUCGGGGAGGGCACCCACUCUCCAAGAUCACCGGCAACUCUGGAGAGAGGUUGGCUUGCGGCAUCAUCGCUCGCUCUGCCGGCCUCUUCCAGAAUCCUAAGCAGAUCUGCUCCUGUGACGGCCUCACCAUCUGGGAAGAGCGGGGCCGGCCUGUAGCUGGUGAGGGCCGGAGGAAGCCUGAUCAAACCCCUUCUCAUCUCUGACUUGCCUCUGCUGGGAUGGGGUGAGCCUUCUCUUAUGCCUCUACCUGAGAAGGUGUGGAUUAUGUUCCACCGUCUCUAAUCAAGUCGAAUCAGAAAACCCUCCUUUCCUUGUGGGACCCAACAUCCAAGGUGACCCUGCUAACUCAUUCCAGUGCCAAGGAGGCAAAGAUGCUCGCGGCAGCUUCUCCUCAUCUUUCUCCUGCUCCUUCUCCUCAAAUUAAAGGUUUAUUUUCCUAUCAAA
This is a messenger RNA of Gracilinanus agilis (Agile Gracile Mouse Opossum), 1311 nucleotides long. It is a transcript of the gene CCS, whose product is annotated as copper chaperone for superoxide dismutase. Gene Ontology annotation, molecular function: copper ion binding. Bases 222 to 1070 code for a protein of 282 amino acids. The transcript has 8 exons. The record is from RefSeq and is a predicted model, not a curated record. Gene Ontology annotation, biological process: removal of superoxide radicals. Lineage: Eukaryota; Metazoa; Chordata; Mammalia; Didelphimorphia; Didelphidae.